CCAUUGGGCUCCAGCCGCACUCAGCGCCGCCGCACUCAGCUCCGCCCCCUUUCUCCUCCAGCUCCGCCUGCGCCCUGCAGAGGGCAGGCCUUGACGCGUACGUUAGAGAGACAGGUUCCAAUGAAAAGAGCGAGGGGGCGCAGCCGAAGUCUCUAGCGUGGGCGGGGCGAGGCGGGGCGAAAUUGCCAGUGUCUGGACUCAGCUUUGCAUAACGAUACAUAGCUUUGUGUAACCAAUGCAGGAAGGCAUUUAAAGGCUUAAAGGCGCCUCUGCCGCCGCAGACCUUGCAGUUAACUCGGCCCGGACCCACCCUUCUCAAUGCAAUCCCUGAUGCAGGCUCCGCUCCUGAUCGCCCUGGGCUUGUUGCUCGCGGCCCCUGCACAAGCCCACCCGAAAAAGCUACGUAAGUUUUCCUGGGACAACUGUGAUGAAGGGAAGGACCCUGCGGUGAUCAGAAGCCUGACUGUGGAGCCUGACCCCAUCAUCAUUCCUGGGAAUGUAACCCUCAGUGUCGUGGGCAGCACCAGUGUCCUCCUGAGUUCUCCUUUGAAGAUGGAUUUACUUUUGGAGAAGGAAGUGGCCGGCCUCUGGAUCAAGAUUCCAUGCACAGACCAGAUUGGCAGCUGUACCUUUGAAGACUUCUGUGAUGUGCUUGAUAUGUUAUUUCCUACUGGGGAGCCCUGCCCAGAGCCCCUACAUACCUAUGGGCUUCCUUGCCACUGUCCUUUCAAAGAAGGAACCUACUCACUGCCCCAGAGUGAAUUCACUGUGCCUUCCCUGGAGUUGCCCAGUUGGCUCACCACCGGGAACUACCGCGUGCAGAGUGUCCUGAGCAGCAGCGAGAAGCGUCUGGGCUGCAUCAAGAUCGCUGCCUCUCUAAAGGGCCUAUAACAUGGCAUCUGCUCCAGCAGAAUGGUGGGGUAUGAGGAAGGUUCCUUUUCCUCUGUCUUGUGUUUGCCAAGGCCAAAUUCCUACUCUCUGCCCACCUUUAAUCCCCUUUCUACAAUGAGUCCCCUACCCUAACUGAAAAUCAUUUUGUGCAACUUAACAUUUUAGGCUGGGGAAAGCAGCCCUGACCUAAGGGAGGAUAAGUUGGACAGUUCUUGAUAGCCCAGGGCAUGUGGGCUGACCACGUGACCCAUCCCCAUUAACAUUCUCUCUAAAGAGCCUCAUUCAGUCUCGGAAUGGGAACCAGCAUGUUUUAGGAGCUGAAGAGUCUUUAUGACUUUCUGUCUCACUCUUUUUUUUUGUCGCUAAGUUAAAAGCAAAGUGACAGUAUUAAUGUUUUUGUUCUACUCCAGCCUCUGUUAGAAUGAAGGGGUGAAAUGAAAGUAGUUGCUCUUAGUCUAUUCCUUCCCUAACUUUUGUGACUAAUUUUGAUUUCCUUUUUAGAUUGGCCCAGUUAAUACUAGGGUGCAGUGUAUCCUGGAGAGGCAGGGUGUGUCGGGGAGGGAUCCCUUGGGGGAGAUAUUAGGAGUGCUCUGUUGUUUACAAACUCAGGUACCCGCAGGGCCUAGCAAGAGACUUAAAUGAGUGACAAGGACCAUGAGAAACAUGUUGUUUCCAUGCUUGAUUUCAAUUUUUCCUUUUUGAUUAAAGAUAAUACUACAGUGUAAAUAUUUCUUAUACUAUACAGAAAGUCACAGCACACGUGCAUUGAUACAAGGCCGUUGAGGCCUGGUCUUCAGUUGGAAAUAUAAUUAAGGGUGGCAAGGACUGGAGUAGGUGGGAGAGUACAUAGCCAGUCUGUGAAGACACCUGCUACCUAGCUAUGAUCAGUCAGUGCCACAUAAGAAUGGCGUGGGCCCAGUAUUGCCAGAUAGUUUCAAUGUUUGCUCCUAGGGAAGC
Cebus imitator (Panamanian white-faced capuchin) is the source of this 1848-nucleotide messenger RNA. RefSeq names its product GM2 ganglioside activator (gene GM2A). Gene Ontology annotation, biological process: lipid transport; ganglioside catabolic process. Bases 319 to 891 code for a protein of 190 amino acids. Gene Ontology annotation, cellular component: cytoplasmic side of plasma membrane. The transcript has 4 exons. Gene Ontology annotation, molecular function: lipid carrier activity; enzyme activator activity. Lineage: Eukaryota; Metazoa; Chordata; Mammalia; Primates; Cebidae. The record is from RefSeq and is a predicted model, not a curated record.